This is a messenger RNA of Effrenium voratum, 696 nucleotides long. NCBI's taxonomy places the organism in Eukaryota, Dinophyceae, Suessiales, Symbiodiniaceae. The record is from the annotation of a GenBank genome assembly.
AUGACCAAACGGCAGCCUUUGCUGCGGGUACUCGCCAUCCUGCCCUGUGGAUUGGUGGCCCUGAAUCAGUUGGUGUUCGUGGCGGGCCGUGAGCAGCCGACACUUCGUGGUCAGGAGGCUGCUCUGGCAGGUGCCUGCAACCAUGUUUUCCCAAUGUGGCAGCAAGCUCGGAUGCACAUGAGGAGCUGCGGGGAGAAGUCUACAGAGCUUGGUAGCAGCUGGAAGAAGGGGAAGCUGAUAACUCGUGAUGCAGUGGAUGCCAAUGACCCAUUCAAGGGUAAACUGAUCGUGGCUGCACCGCCGACAGAAGCUGAAAUUGCUUCACUACUUGAGAAAUUCAACAGGCGAUGCCCAGAUCCAAAGACUUUUCGAAAGCAUGCCAGUGCCCAUCUUCGUGGACGCUUUGGGCAUUUCGCCUUUGCUACCUUUGGAUAUGGCACUCUGAGCGAGUUUCUGUUUAGGCAUGGCUUUCCCACUCUGGAUGUUGAUGCCAUGGACAAGGAAACUCUUUGGAUGGAUGAUGUGCCGCUACACUUAGCACCUUGUCAGCGCUGCGGGCGUGCCUUGCCUCGCGAGAAAUUCUCAAGGCGGCAGCUGCGGAAGUGGGAUACGAAGUUUUGGCUCGCACGUCCACACUGCCGUGCAUGCCUGGAGAGCCAAGAUGGAAGGAAGACAGAGAUGUGGAUAUGGAAAUAG